CCCAGUCUCAACCGACUCCACUCGUCGACCAGCACCUCCAGCUCCACCCCCCACAUCAACAAUGAAGUUCGUCCAGAUCCUCGCUCUCGCUGCCCUCGCUGUUGCUGCUGUGAACGGACAGACGAAUGCGACCACGGAUGCGACCCCGACAGUGGCGACAUCUUCCUCCACAGCUUCUUCAGCCGGGUCGGCUGCUCUGACAGCGGCGACGGCGCCCGAAACCGGCGCCACGACGACGACGACAUCGUCGGACGCUGGUGUCUCUGAGACGGUGGGCGCGGGCAGCGCUGCGGUGGACUCGACGACGGUGGGGUCGUCGAGCUCAACGGGUGCGGUGGACGCUGGCGACUCAACCUCAACGACGACGAGUUCUUCCAGGGAGGCUGACUCGACCAAGUCCAAGUCCAAGUCGACUGCGGGAUCAACGGGUGCGUCGGGCUCGAGCAGCGGUGCGGCGCAGGUCACUGGUGCCAUGGGUGUCGCGGCGGCGACUGUCAUGGCUGUCGGCGCGUACUUCCUGUAAGAACGAAUGAUCGGAGCUGAGACUUUUGACUAUAACAAGCAUUGCGUGUUCGUGUAAUAGACCAUCCUUCCAACGU
This is a messenger RNA of Phytophthora sojae, 599 nucleotides long. RefSeq lists its product as hypothetical. The record is from RefSeq and is a predicted model, not a curated record. The transcript has a single exon. The coding region runs from base 62 to 523 and encodes 153 amino acids. Lineage: Eukaryota; Oomycota; Peronosporomycetes; Peronosporales; Peronosporaceae.